AGCAGCUGGGGUCUCUUCGCUGCUUAAUCGAAGAUGAUGCAGACAGGAAAGUAAAGCAAGAUUUCAAGAUGGAAAGUCCACCAGACGCAGCUGUGGUGUUACCUAGCACUCCACAGGCUGGUGCCAAUCCACCAUCUCCCGGUACAAGCAGUUCAAGAAAACAGCCUAUGAGUGCAACCCUUAGGGAACGAUUAAGGAAAACUAGAUCUUCAUUUAAUUCUUGUUAUUGUGUGGUAAAACGACUUAAGGUAGAGAGUGAAGAAAAUGAUCAGACCUUUUCAGAGAAACCAGCACCUUCAACAGAAGAAAACUGUUUGGAAUUUCAAGAAAAUUUUAAACACAUAGACAGUGAAUUUGAAGAAAGUACAUAUUUGAAAAAUACCUUCAAGAAUAUCGAUGCAUGUGCAUCUAAAUCACUUGAUUCUGAGUCAUGCAGUGAUCUCCAGAAUGACUUUAUGAAUGAGAAUCUUCCCAAACAUGGAUUAAACAAAGAAAAAGCAAAAUUGGUGAAGCAGAUUCAGGAGAAAGAAGACCUUCUUCGGAGGCUAAAACUAGUCAAAAUGUAUAGAUCAAAGAAUGACCUGUCUCAGUUACAGAUGUUAAUAAAGAAGUGGAGAAGCUGUAGUCAACUGUUGCUUUAUGAGCUGCAGUCAGCUAUGUCUGAGGAGAACAAGAAACUAAGCCUUACUCAGAUGAUAGACCACUAUGGGUUAGAUGAUAAAUUGCUAUACUAUAACAGAAAUGAAGAAGAAUUUAUAGGUGUUUAA
This is a messenger RNA of Physeter macrocephalus (sperm whale), 767 nucleotides long. Its product is annotated as swi5-dependent recombination DNA repair protein 1 homolog. Bases 69 to 767 code for a protein of 232 amino acids. The transcript has a single exon. Gene Ontology annotation, biological process: double-strand break repair via homologous recombination; positive regulation of DNA-templated transcription. Gene Ontology annotation, cellular component: Swi5-Sfr1 complex. Lineage: Eukaryota; Metazoa; Chordata; Mammalia; Artiodactyla; Physeteridae. The record is from RefSeq and is a predicted model, not a curated record.